This is a messenger RNA of Mercenaria mercenaria, 563 nucleotides long. RefSeq lists its product as uncharacterized. The coding region runs from base 1 to 402 and encodes 133 amino acids. The record is from RefSeq and is a predicted model, not a curated record. NCBI's taxonomy places the organism in Eukaryota, Metazoa, Mollusca, Bivalvia, Venerida, Veneridae. The transcript is spliced from 3 exons.
AUGAGAACAAAGGUUAUUUUGUUUUACAGAUGCCAUGUAAGCAGUGAACUUAUCAGCAAUUUUACAGACAACGGUGAUGGAACAGCGUCUGCAACAAUUGAAGCUUUUAAGUUCUACAAUAACGACCAAAUUUUCUUGACAUGUGAUCUGAAGGUCUGUCCAAGCGGCUCGACCUCGUGCGACACUCAAUGUGCAGGUUCCAGAAAGAGAGAAGUAGGCGACAUAUUCAAAAGAUCCGCUCCGGAAUCAGAGACUGUAGGAUUUUACCCAAAGCAAGUUCACAACGUAUUGACAGUGUUUGAUCCGAGAGAAAACAGCGCCAUGACAGUUACUCCAUUUGGAUGGAGCUUUGUGUUCACCUUGACCUUUGUGCUCUGCAAUCGUCUGGCCAGCGUCUUUUGAUACCAACAACAAAUGUCCUGCACAUGGAAAAACCAUCUGACGUUUGCUACGCUAUACAGCUAUCAGUUGUUUUGUCACAUUGUGCAUUGUUACAUUACGUUAUUUCAUAUUUUGACUACGCAUUUAAAGUGAUCAAAGAUAAUAAAUUUUUAAAUAUGUAA